This is a messenger RNA of Morchella sextelata, 159 nucleotides long. RefSeq lists its product as uncharacterized. The coding region runs from base 1 to 159 and encodes 52 amino acids. The transcript has a single exon. The record is from RefSeq and is a predicted model, not a curated record. NCBI's taxonomy places the organism in Eukaryota, Fungi, Ascomycota, Pezizomycetes, Pezizales, Morchellaceae.
AUGCAGCAGGAUCUAGGCAAGUUUCGAUGGCGGGCGGCAGAAGAGGGGAAUAGACGAAGGAAGAGCCAGAGGAAAGAAAAGGGCGGCGCAACUAGCAGCGGCAGCACAAAGGCACCAGACCAGGGAGAGGGCAACGGCGGUAGGGCAGCAGACCGGUAA